Molecule: messenger RNA, 1421 nt
Organism: Suillus bovinus
Lineage: Eukaryota; Fungi; Basidiomycota; Agaricomycetes; Boletales; Suillaceae
Exons: 1
Coding region: 226-1233 (335 amino acids)
Source: RefSeq, a predicted model, not a curated record
UGCUCAAGUCCUCAUCUGAUCAUCUCCCGUUACAGUGGCAAGUUCCUGCCUUACGCAAAAUGGUAGAACCUUCGUAAUCGUCAAUCUAUUGUAUUAUAAUUACAAAAAAUACCAAGGAAUCCUGAUGCAAUAGUUUCUGCCAGAUAUUUCGAUUCAGACCAGGAUAUGAUGAAUAAGUCGCCUAUGUGGUCGAAUGCCACCUAACCAUAUCUACUACAAAGAACCAUGAUGUCCAGCUCAUCUUCAUCUUCUGAAAGCUCUUCUCGGACGCACAGCCUUUCUUCAACCUCCUUUUCGUCUUCUAGAUCUAGUUCAUCCUUCUUCUAUCACGGUUCUGAUGCUUCCAGCUUACACACGGAAGUUUCGAACAGCCCCCCAGGAUCUCCAAAUCUGCAAACAUCAUCCCAGAAGACUAAAGAUUUUAUUGCUGCCGCAUCUGCAAAGCUGUCCAAAGCUCGCGAGCAGGUCUCGCACGCGCUCAGCGACGUCACUCCUAAGGAUUCAAUGUUCCGUUCUCCUAUAAACCCCGCUAUUGUCGAGGAGGAUGUGGGAUAUGAUUCAGAUGGUGAUAUUCGCGGGUCGAAUAUCAAAGUUCCUUCAAGCCCCCAGAAGGCAAGACCCAAGUUCUUACGAGUGGACACAAAACAACGCAAACGAGCUGCUUCCAUUCUCCACUCAUUCAGUGUCACCACCAAAGCCGUCACUCCUAACUCAAAUACUAUCAACAAACGUUCGCUCGCUCGUCUUGAUACUAUUUCUAAUACACGUGCUAUUCCGGAUUACGAGCUCACCACUAUGACACAAUCGAAGCCGCCUGCUGGACUUGGCCUAACUCUACCGUCAGUCUAUCUUUCGAAGCCCAUCCCUCGCGCCUGCACAAUGCCAACCAUGAAGUCCUCCUCUGGACACAACAUGAAAGACUCACCUCUGCACCGCCCACUGCAGACUUCCAAUCCGUGUGAGCCACCAAAGGUCUACCUUCGCCCCAUAGAGCUUCCUGGUACACCAUCCCCUAUGGAGUGCCUGCCUCCCAGCGUCAUCCCGUGUGAGGGUCUGAGUGGAGUGGCUAAGAAACCCUCAUCUGUGCUUCGUUCGCCGACCGAACGAUUGUCACCACUCUGGACGUUCCCUCCCCUCAUGGGCUUCGCACCACCUGAAACAGUGCCUCAAAGUCCCCUGAUACUUGGUGGGGGUGGAGGUGGAGGCUGGAACCCAUACUUUCCUUCUAUCUAGCACUAAUCUGGAUAGUUUAUACAGUACCAUCGAACAACCUGCACGUAAAGCUAGAUGAUAAAGUACAUAUACAUGUCGAUGAUAACGACCUGUUCACGUAUAUGUAAAUAAACAAUAUUUGCAGAAUAGAGCGCAUAACAUGUCACUAUAUGAUAGCGACAGGGAGACCCAUCGCGAUUCGGCUGAUA